AUGGGAGUAUUAAUUGGCAUUGUUGGCUUGUCACUGCUGGUAAUCAGCACAUCUUUGGCCCACGGGCCGCCCACGCUAUCGGGUGGCUGCCCCUACGCGCAUUCGGCAGCUUUAGAUGCGGCAGAGGCAUUCAGCAAACAGAAGAGACACAGUCCGAGCUACGAAGUGCGACCCGCUGUUAUAAACGAACGCAAUCUGGAUGCGCUGAUAAAGACUUUCUUGCCCAAAUACACCAGCAGCAGCAUGGGCCAGAGCAGCUGGUCGGACAACAAGCCCGCCACGCAGCCCAUUCGAUGCGGCAUUGCACCCAGCAAUUGUCUGAACAAUACCCAGAACUUGUAUUAUCGCAGUGCCGAUGGCUCCUGCAACAAUUUGCUCUAUCCGGACUUUGGCAUUGCUUCAGCCAGAUACCGUCGUCUGCUGCGUCCAAGCUACAUGGGUCAAGGUUACACAGUGCCCAAUGCUCGCCUUAUCUCGCUCUCAAUGUAUGGUGAGAAGACCUAUAUGGAUAAAUUCCGUACUGUGGCCUCGAUGCAGUUUGGCCAGUUUGUCUCCCACGACAUUAGUUUGCUGACUACGCAGGGCGCUCCAAGGGAUUGCUGCGAGAAACCGAAUCAUCCACUGUGCCAGCCCAUUACUCUAGCUGCCGGUGGCCCCAUUGCCUAUAAUACUGGCAAGACUUGCCUGCACUUUGCACGCAGUAUAUCCGAUGCUGAUGCCAUCUGCCCCAAGAGCAAUCUGCCGCACAGUGAGAAGCUGUCUGUGGUCACGGCCUACCUGGACUUAUCCUCUGUGUAUGGCAGUACGGCUGAGGAGGCCCGCAAUGCGCGUACCUUCAAGGCAGGACAGCUGCGCACCAGCUUUGCCAAUGGCCAGCAGUGGAUGCCGGUGAGCCUUAAUGAGGACGGUCAAUGUGGUCAGAACAACGAGUGCUACAGUCUGCCAGACAGACGUAAUCGCUUCACGCCCACCGUAGCUGUAGUGCACACAAUCUUUCUACGCGAGCACAAUCGUCUGGCCGAGCAGCUGGCGCUAUUGAAUCCACACUACAACGAUGAGCGCUUGUAUCAGGAAGCGAGAAAGAUCAAUAUUGCACAAUAUCAGCGCAUUACAUACUACGAAUGGUUGGGCGUAGUGCUGGGCAGCAACAAUAUGCACCUCAAUGGACUCACCUAUGCCUACUCGGAUGACAAUACGGAAUAUGUGAACGAUUACGAUGAGGGUGUUAAUGCUGGUCCAUAUGCCGAGUUCGCUUCUGCCGCCUUCCGCUAUGCCCAUCAUCAUAUUCCCGGCUGGUUCUCCUUGGUGGCGCCCAAUCGCUACUCAAACCAAACGUUGCGUCUUAGCGACUUUUUCGAGAAUCCCGAAACCAUUCGUCUGCUGCAAAGCAACUACAACUUUGCCGAUCUCGUGCGUGGCAUGGCCACACAGCUUCAAAAGCGCACAGAUGGGCAUAUCGAUCGUGAGAUUAAGCAUUACUUCAAUCGUAAGAUCUUUGAGGACUUUGGCUCUGAUCUCAAGGCAAUUGAUAUUCAGCGUGCUCGUGACUUUGGUCUUGCUUCCUACAAUGAUGCACGUGAGCUUUGCGGCCUGCGCCGUGCCCAGCUCUGGGAGGAUCUGGAACGCGAAGUGCCCAAGGAUAAAAUCUCCAUGCUGCGCAAACUUUAUGUCAGCCCAGAGGAAGUUGAGCUCAGCGUAGGCGGCACUGUUGAGUUCCAUGUACCCGACUCGAUCUUUGGACCCACAUUGCAUUGCAUUAUAAGCAAACAGUUCCUCAACUUGCGUCGUGGUGAUCGCUUCUUUUUUGAGCGUGAGAAUCAUCUGAGCGGCUUUUCACGUGGUCAACUCGCAGAGAUUCGCAAGACUAGUCUGGCUGGUUUGUUCUGCAACAAUGUGCAAGGCUUGCAUGACAUUCAACCUAAUGUGUUCAUCUUCCCCAACUCACGCAAUACGCUGCUGAGCUGCCAUGAAAUACCUCAGACUGAUCUUACCAAAUGGCAGGACUUGAGUCCUCAAUUGAUUAACUAA
Molecule: messenger RNA, 2028 nt
Organism: Drosophila busckii
Lineage: Eukaryota; Metazoa; Arthropoda; Insecta; Diptera; Drosophilidae
Product: peroxidase
Exons: 5
Coding region: 1-2028 (675 amino acids)
Biological process (GO): response to oxidative stress
Molecular function (GO): heme binding; peroxidase activity
Source: RefSeq, a predicted model, not a curated record